CCAGCAUUCAUGAUACUUCCAAAGUUCUGGAACGAACACGUCGGCGACUCACAGCCCGAUACAGCCCGCAACUACUGCGCCUACCCCGACCAGGGCGCGUACGGGCUUAGACUCAGAAGAAGAUGAACCGCUCGCUGCACGACAACGACGCGUAAGCGGACAGCAUGGCUCUCCUGUCGCGAAACGUGCACGGUCUGCGAGUCCGGACACGCCUCUGGCUCAGCGGCGGAAGAGCAUGCAAGAUACACCGACGGGUUCGCGGAGAUCGUCUCUGGUCACCCAAAACAAGCCUAGAGAGUACACUGUCAACGCUUUUGCGAGCGGAAAUUUUGUCUAUUCUCCGGUUCGAACAAAGGCGAUGGAUACCGGCGGGCAAACGAACAUGGACGUGGACGAACGCGACGGCAGUCCUGCAAUUUUAUUGUCGAGUCUGUCACGGGCCCCCGCUUCUGGUCGACCUAAGGGGCCGGUGCGGACAGUGGAAGACAUGGGACUCGAUUCUGAGCCGUUUACAGACGAGGAGCUUCAGAGGCUGCCGAUCUUCCGUAGCAGUGCGAAUCUCGUGUUCGCGCAUGGGAAGCCCCCGGGCGACGCCGCACCUCUUACGUUCCCAUUCGAGCUGGAAAAAGCGGACUACGAUGCAUGCUUGUCAUGGUCUAAGCAGAACGACCACAACCAGCUUGCGAGUGACCUGACCUCUCUCAAGUGUGUCUCCUUGUCAUGCUAUCAUAUAGAGGAGUGCAGCCGCAAGCUCCUAAGUUUCAGCAAUCCGAAGCCGCAGGAUAUCUUUGCAGGCAAGCCGAACGACUUCCCCACGCACCUGUCGGUCUAUCUGCGCAUUGAAGGGCAGGACCCGCCCGAGUUUGCGGUGACAUGGGCCCAUCUCCUUGAAAACAGGCAUGAUCAGCUCGUCGAUCUCUCCAAGAAGGUGCGCCUGGGCACAAACAAGAUCGAGCUCUACGCGGGCAGGCCCGAUGUUGAUUACAGCCAGUAUGUCUUCGUCCUGCGCCUGCACUCACCCACGCCAAGGCAAGCCGCGUGGUGGUGGGACCGCAAGAGAGAACAAGUGAGCUGGCAACGGACACUCAGACGGUUCUCCCACUUCGAGAUGUCGUCGAUUGACCUCAGUCAGCGCGCGAAACAUACUGAGCACACGCCUGCGUAAUGUUUGUCUUGUGGGAAUCCUAUCUUCUUGUCUUUUGCUGUCUUUGCUCUGCUGUGCUAUGCUUUCUUGCUGUACGUUAGUUGACCCUCAUGUACUUAUUCAUUCUUGUUAUUACGCAAGGAGGCCAGAAACCUUCACCUGC
Molecule: messenger RNA, 1307 nt
Organism: Phanerochaete carnosa HHB-10118-sp
Lineage: Eukaryota; Fungi; Basidiomycota; Agaricomycetes; Polyporales; Phanerochaetaceae
Exons: 4
Coding region: 236-1165 (309 amino acids)
Source: RefSeq, a predicted model, not a curated record